UUUGAAUUUUUUUCCCCAGUGUUUUCAGAGAUACAAUGAAAUGAAUCGAUCCAAAGUAUUAGGCCAAGUGACUAAAACUGGCGUGUGUUUCGUCCGUUUUCGUGUCUAGUUUCAUGUUAACUUUCUGUCGGAAACAAAAUGUUGCCAUUUAAAUAAAGGAUGUAUUGCUUCAGCAUAGUUUGAUUCUACAGUGCGAUUACAUGUUUUCUAUGCAGCAAUUUUGCCGUUUGUAAAAAUGCUGACGUUGAUGACCACUGACGUUUUGACGGCAUGUGAUGCAUGAACACGUGCACGGUGCAAAAGUACAGUCAGAAAAUAUGAACUGGAAAACCCUACUUCGAUUUCACGCGUUCAGCCGUCACAAACCAGGAAGCAGUCGACAACCUGCAGCCGGAGUUUCUAGGGUUGCGGAAUUUACCUGACCUUUCGUGUUUGAAUGGGAAUCACAUGCCUAAACCUAAACAUGUCAAACCACUGGCUAGCUCUCGCUAUUUAAACUCCAAAACUAGCUCCAGACCUGAGUAUUUUCAUCGCGGUUCAAGUGCAUGUAAUUUGGAGCACAGAUCACGGUGCCAAGCGUUAAAAAGUGAAAUCAUAUAAUAGCCCACGGGUUACCGCUGCUAGAGACGAAAUGUCGGCUGUAGUGAUAGUGGACCUCUUUCACAGUCAUUGUCUCCAGUACAAUGUCUGUCUGCAGAAACGCGUCAAGACGGCAGCAACUUUCAUAGGCGAAAGGAAGUACGAACGUGUGUAUUUUAUGCUUCAAACGCAUGACCAAAAUAAUACGAGCAGCCCAAGAGAUACUACGCGAGCCCAACUACAAGAGCUCACACAAAUGAAUGAAAUUACUUGCGUAUUGGAGCACGGUUCUGUGGCCGCCUCGCUGUACUACUUCAAACAAGCAGUGGAUGAGCUCGACCAGAGCGCUGUUCUGGUCCUAACAUCCACCCGGAGGAUAGCUGAACUGAAGGCCUACCAGGAGCGCCUGUUCACCGCGCUGUACACCUUUGAGUACGCCGCGGUCUUCGACGAGUGCCCGUCCAACGCCGCGGAAGCCCCCACCGACGCCCAGGUUGAGGAGCAGGUCGCCAUUUUCGUACGCCAGCUGCCGGUCCUGAAAGGGGAGAUCUCUGUCCUUCGGUCCUCGUUAAUAUCAGACUGCUUCUCCCACGGUUUCACCACCAGGACCGGGGGGGUGUCCUGCAUCCCCUCCCUCAGCGCGCUCAACCUCUUCUGCAGCUCACGCCGACGGGACCCCAAGGCCGUCGUCGCCGAAAACCUGCGUCGCCUGGGCCUUCACGCUGGCUUCGACCCCGAGAAGUUCCACCUCAUAAAGACAGACCACGCCAGCGACGUGUGGGUGAUGGGCAAGCCGCCACCGAGCAGCUACGACGGGAUCGUGACCAACCGAGCGGGCGUGGUCAUCGCGGCGCCUGGCGCGGACUGCAUGCCCCUGCUUUUCACCGACCCCGUGGCCAAGGUCAUCGGCGUGGCCCACGCAGGGUGGAAAGGUACCUUAAUGGGGAUUGCCAUGGCAACGGUCAGCGCCAUGGUGACAGAGUUUGGCAGCAAGGUGACCGACAUCGUCGCUGUGAUUGGCCCGUCCGUCGGACCCUGCUGCUUUUCAUUGGACAAGGAGUCGGCCGAACAAUUUCACUCUAUCGACCCAUCCUGUGUCAGGGGCAGAGGGUCAGCAAAGCCACACAUCGACAUCAGACUGGCCACGAGAAUUUUACUCCAGCAAGGUGGCCUCCUCCCCCAUCACAUCCAGGACGACCGUGUGAGUGACAGGCCCAACCUCACCCUGUGCACUGCCUGCCACCCCGAACAAUUUUUCUCCCACGUCCGCGAUGGAAACCACUUCGGCACGCAGAUCGGCUUCCUGUGGAUAAAGGAGCCCAAUAACAGCCCUCUGUGAGGUCACUGGUCACAUGGCCACUGGACUUCACUCAACAUCAACGGCCAAAGGACCAGUCAUCAGUUAUACAAUUGAGUUCAUUUUAGUUAUUUAAAAAAAUUAAACAUUCUUUGGAUUUUGACUGUGCUAGAUAACCCUUUUUUAAGCUUUAGAUGGAGAUUUUAAAAAAGUUAUUAUUGUUCUUAUUUUACAAUGAUGAGAGGUUUCUGGUCUCGUAAAGCCCUUCAUUAUAGCAAAAUAGUGUAAUGUAAUAAUGUAAGGGACCUGGGGUUGUAACAUGAAGGUUGGCAGUUUGAUUCCCUGGUAGGAUGCUGCUGUUGUACCCUUGAGCCAGGUACUUAACCCGCAUUGCUUCAAUAAAUAUCAAGCUGUAUAAAUGGAUGCUUUAAAAAAGUUGUUGUGCAAGGUUGUGCAAGUUGCUCUCGAUAAGAAUGUUGGCAUUGCGAAAUGGUAUUAAGGUAACAUAAUGUACAGCAAGGGAUCCAGGCUCUGUAAAGGGAGGGAUCCAGUAAGGCUCUGUAAAGGAAGGGAUCCAGUAAGGCUCUGUAAAUGGAGGGAUCCAGCAAGGCUCUGUAAAGGGAGGGAUCCAGUAAGGCUCUGUAAAGGAAGGGAUCCAGUAAGGCUCUGUAAAGAAAGGGAUCCAGUAAGGCUCUGUAAAGGGAGGGAUCCAGUAAAGCUCUGUAAAGGAAGGGAUCCAGUAAGGCUCUGUAAAGGGAGGGAUCCAGUAAGGCUCUGUAAAGGAAGGGAUCCAGUAAGGCUCUGUAAAGGAAGGGAUCCAGUAAGGGUCUGUAAAGGGAGGGAUCCAGUAAGGCUCUGUAAUGGGCAGGGUGAAUGUGUAAGAGGACAGGUCAGGUUUAAGGGGGACAGGGCAGGUUUAAGGGGACAGGGCUGGUUUAAGGG
Anguilla anguilla (European eel) is the source of this 2818-nucleotide messenger RNA. RefSeq names its product laccase (multicopper oxidoreductase) domain containing 1 (gene lacc1). NCBI's taxonomy places the organism in Eukaryota, Metazoa, Chordata, Actinopteri, Anguilliformes, Anguillidae. Gene Ontology annotation, molecular function: copper ion binding. The record is from RefSeq and is a predicted model, not a curated record.